AUGGAUGGAGCGAUCUUUAUGGGGGAUGGCACCCCGGAUUCCAGUGCCCGGAGCGCUAUGACCCCCCAGAGGCCACCUACUGCUGCGGAUCGUGCAGCCUCCGCUACUGCUGUACGGCCAGCGAGUCCAGACUGGACCAAGGAGAGUGUCCCAACGAGGAGCGGGGCGAGGAGCCCGGGGAGCGAAGCCCAGCCCUACCACUGCCCGGCACGGUGCCUACCUACCUCCCCUUCCUCCUGGUUGGCAGUAUGUUUGUGA
Messenger RNA from Staurois parvus, 258 nucleotides. Lineage: Eukaryota; Metazoa; Chordata; Amphibia; Anura; Ranidae. The record is from the annotation of a GenBank genome assembly.